AUGGGCCAUCCGAGGAGUGUGGCCGCGCUGCUACUCGCCACAGCCCUAUUCGCCAGUUGGGAUGGCUACUCGAACGCCCAAACAACACCCCUAUUCCCGGUGGCCUGCGAGCUGAACGUGCUGAUCGUGCUGGACCGGUCGGACUCGGUGAAGGGCGGCUUCAACAAGUCGCGCAACUUUGUGCUGGACGUCUCGCAAGAGUUGCAGAUUGGCCCCUCGAAGCAUCGGGUGGCGAUGAUCGUCUACUCGGGGCCGAGCUACCGUCGUGAGGUUUUCAAGUGGAAUUUCGCGAAGAGCAACGAUGAAUUCCAACGGAUCACCUCGAAUUUGAGGGCAAUUGGAGGGACGACAUCGACGAAAAAGGCGCUCGAAGUCGCGAACGAGCUGAUGGCAACGCGAGAUCAAUCGGUGGCCACCCUAGUGAUGGUGGUGACCGACGGGCGGUCGGCCGACGAUCCGAAGCAGCCAGCUUUGAAGCUACGCCAAUUCCCGAACACGUGGGUGUUUGCCGCUUCGACUGGAGAUCCGGAGAAAGUUGAUAUGAGAGAACUGAAAGACAUCACCGGGGAUGAGAAUAAAAUUGUUACACAUCGAGGACGAGAGUUGGCCACCGAUAUUGCCAAGCGGAUCCUGAGAAAGGCCCAAGAGAAAUGUCGUACGACCACGUCGACGACCACGACAACUACAACAACCACCACAACAACGACCACUACUACGAAUCCUAUUACAGGCUGCGAAAUGGACCUCGUGUUCGUGAUGGACCUUUCGACCACAACGAACCAUAUCUACAGCUUCUACAAAGACAUGGCAGAGAAGCUCGUCAAGUCGCUGAUCAUCAGCCCCAGGCAUACCAGGGUGGCCCUGAUCGGGUUCUCGUCAAUCGGGCGGACACGAACCGUGUUCAACCUGAAGAAGUACAAAUUCGAAGGGCAGGUGCUGCAGGCGUUGGACGAGUUGCAGAGCGCUGGAGGGACGACGGCGAUUGGCCAAGGCAUCCUGCAAGCGAUGACACAGGCAAACGAGCGCGAAGGUGCCCGACCGAAGCUCGCAACAAAGGUGAUGGUCAUCUUCACGGACGGGUGGAACAACAAGGGCCCGGACCCGGAAGCUACGGCCCGAGAUGCACACCAAGCCGGCUGGGAGGUGUACGCCGUGGGAUUCGCGGCGACGGGGGAAACGAGGAUGGUGUUUGAGAGUCGAAAGGGAGAUGGGGAGGACGUGCCACUACACGAGAUGACUCUCAACGUCCUCGGGUCCGAUCGGGCCCAUAUCUUCUCCGAUGAGAACACGCAGCAGAUGGUCGAGCGCAUCCGGCAGCGGAAUGCAAAGUGCUUUGGGCAACCGUUG
Mesorhabditis spiculigera is the source of this 1347-nucleotide messenger RNA. Lineage: Eukaryota; Metazoa; Nematoda; Chromadorea; Rhabditida; Rhabditidae. The record is from the annotation of a GenBank genome assembly.